This is a messenger RNA of Diospyros lotus (date-plum), 795 nucleotides long. RefSeq lists its product as uncharacterized. Lineage: Eukaryota; Viridiplantae; Streptophyta; Magnoliopsida; Ericales; Ebenaceae. Gene Ontology annotation, cellular component: endoplasmic reticulum; endoplasmic reticulum membrane. Bases 132 to 521 code for a protein of 129 amino acids. The transcript is spliced from 4 exons. The record is from RefSeq and is a predicted model, not a curated record. Gene Ontology annotation, biological process: intracellular protein transport; endoplasmic reticulum to Golgi vesicle-mediated transport.
CUGCACAAUCACUGAGAGGAACCUUCUUUGAUCUUCGUGGUUAAGUAAACUCAGGAACAGGCGCGCACGCGUACGGUCAUCUGCAAGAAGAAGAAGAAGAGGAAGAAGAAGACAGCGAGAAGAGCGAAGAAAUGGCGCUGCAAUGGAUGAUACUGACGUACGUGGUGGCAGUGGAGGCGGCGAUAGCAAUUCUGAUAACCCUACCGUCGCCGAAACCCCUCAAAUCUCGCAUCGUAUCGCUCAUUUCUCUGAUUCUACAACCGUCCAUGUUCAUUGUCCCCUUUUCUGCUUUCCAGCUUCUAGAUAUCUAUUGGAAGAACGAGCACCGGUUGUUGUGCACCGGAGAGACCUGCACUGCCUCUGAAAGAGAUCGCUACGAGAAAUCUAUCUACAAAUCUCAGAGGAAUGUGAUCUUGUGUACUGCAGCGUGCCUCCUCUAUUGGUGUAUUUACCGCAUAUGCAAGUAUCAGAAGGACAUUCAAAGUCUGGAAGAAGUGGAGCAGAGGUACAAGGAUGAGUAGACUUUUCCCUUCCCUUGCCUUGAUAUCAGCUGAAACAUGUAGAGGCUGCCGAGGCUAGUACCCGUGUUGUAUUCAAACUAGCUUUAAAUCUAGAGAUUUUGCCCACCUCUACCAUUGUUAUGCUCAUGUUUCUUAUGGGAUCAAAAUAAUGCCUAUACUGUACUACUGUGGAUUAUGUUCUGCUUUGAGUGCCCAUGUCAUACGUGCUUCUUAAUUUUCUUUGUAAUAAGAGUUUCUAUUUAAACUUUAAAAAUAGUCUUAGUUAUUCACAAAA